Messenger RNA from Amborella trichopoda, 3003 nucleotides. NCBI's taxonomy places the organism in Eukaryota, Viridiplantae, Streptophyta, Magnoliopsida, Amborellales, Amborellaceae. The record is from RefSeq and is a predicted model, not a curated record.
UAGAGAGAGGGUACUAUGAGAGAGAGGGAGGGCGUCAGAGAGGGAAGAAAGUGCGAGUAGAGAGAGCCUGAAUUGUAGAGACAGGGUAAGCAAUGAAUUGAAUCCCAUGGCCAUGAUCAGCUCAAAUCCUCCUACUCUCUUCAACACCUUCUCACCCAAUGCCAUUUCCAGAGCCUGCCCUAAUUUCCACGGCUACCACCUCUCCUUAGCCUCUGAAACACCUCACUUACGGAGCAGAAUCAGGGUUUCCAGCUUGGGUAAUGGAGACUCCAGAAAUGGAAAUCCUAGAGGGAGAGAGGUUGCAGAAGAGGAGAGUGGGCGGGUGCAAUGUGAGGUGCAGGUGGUUUCAUGGAGAGAGAGAGGGGUAAGAGGCUGGGUAGAGAUAGAAGCACAUGAGGAGACAGUCUGGAAUGUGCUCACUGAUUACGAAAGGCUUGCAGAUUUCAUCCCCAAUCUCGUUUGCAGUGAGAGAAUCCCUUGCCCACAUCCAGGGCGAAUAUGGUUAAUGCAGAGAGGAAUGCAAAGAGCAUUAUAUUGGCAUAUUGAAGCUCGAGUUGUUCUUGACCUUAGAGAAUUCCCUGAUGCAGCAAAUGGUAAAGAGCUUCACUUUUCGAUGGUUGAUGGGGACUUUAAGAAAUUUGAGGGGAAGUGGUCUGUCAAAGCUGGUUCGAGGCCCUCAACUGCUGUUCUUUCCUACGAAGUCCAUGUGAUACCCAAAUAUAAUUUCCCGACCAUAUUUGUUGAGAGAAUCAUAAGGUCUGAUCUUCCGAAGAAUCUUCUGGCUAUAGCUUGUAGAGCUGAAAUGCGCACUGGAUUAUCCCCAAAAGAACACAUUAAUGACAAGGAUAUUGGUGAUGGCUCUGGGGCCACCUUUGCUGACUCAGACAUGAAAUUAUCAGAUGCUUUGUGUGAGACUGUUGCAACCCCACCCAAGGACAUGAAGGAAAAUUUUACCGAUUCUAGUAUUAUUCCUUUGUCAGCUUCUCAUUCCAACCAACAGAAUAGUGGUUGGGGUGUCUAUGGAAAAUGUUGCAGCCUUGAUAGGCUUUGCAUGGUAGAUGAAGUUCAUCUUCGUAGAUGUGACGACCUACUGGAAAAUGGAGGGGUUCAUCGAAGUGUUGUUGCUAGUAUUACUGUCAAGGCACCUGUUCGUAAUGUCUGGAAUGUUUUGACCGCUUAUGAGAUUUUGCCUGAAUUUGUUCCAAAUUUAGCUAUAAGCAGAAUUUUAUCUCGAGAAAACAAUGUGGUUCGCAUUCUUCAGGAAGGCUGCAAGGGCCUUUUAUACAUGGUCCUUCAUGCACGCGUUGUCUUAGAUUUAUGUGAACAACAUGAACAUGAAAUUACUUUUGAGCAGGUUGAAGGGGACUUCGACUCUUUUAAGGGCAAAUGGCUUUUAGAGAAGCUUGGAAAUCAACAUACGCUACUCAAGUAUAUUGUUGAGUCAAAAAUGCACAAAAAUUCUUUUCUGUCAGAGGCUAUUGUGGAAGAGGUAAUAUAUGAAGACCUUCCAUCAAACUUAUGUGCUAUCCGUGAUCGUGUUGAAGUAGAGGAGAUGGCUAAAUCUAUGCGCUUGGAAUCAGUUGUGGAACAACUUAAAGUUGGAAGCAGCCCCACUCCAUCUAGCAGUCCUUUGCUUGUGAAAGAGAGCAGAGGAGAGGGUAAGGCAUCAAGCCGUGAUGCUCAGACUCGAUCAACACCAAGACCCAAAGUUCCUGGGCUUCAAAGAGACAUAGAGAUUUUAAAAUCUGAACUUCUGAAAUUCAUUUCAGAAUAUGGCCAGGACGGUUAUAUGCCAAUGAGGAAACAACUCCGAUUGCAUGGAAGGGUGGAUCUGGAGAAGGCAGUCACACGGAUGGGUGGUUUCCGAAAAAUAGCUUCUCUUAUGAAUCUCUCUCUUGCCUACAAACACCGCAAACCAAAGGGCUAUUGGGACAACCUGGACAACUUGAAAGAAGAGCUCCAAGCUACUAGGUCUGCGCCACAUGCUAAUUGUCAAGAAAUAAGGCCAAGCCUCACCCUGCCAUCAAGAUUUUGGCCACAAAACCCACACAUUCAAGGGAGGGAAUGCUCAAGAAAUGAGGUCAUGCUUGAAAGUGAUGCAAAAAAUCCCCCUCCUUCACCCCUCUUGGUCUAGAGAAGGGGACACUCAAAAAAUGGGGCCAUAACUGAGAGUGAGGCAACAAACCUCUCCAACGGCAAAGAAUUCAAUAGGAGCUGAAGUUGAUACUUAAGAAAGGCCAUCUCCAUGGGUGACUUUUGAAGCUUCUCUAGAGAGUCUUUCACCAUCUUAGAAAAUGAGGGUAGAAGGCCCACGGAGCAACCGCUCCAUGAAGACCUUUAUGCAGUAUGCACAGCAAGGAAGCUUCUAGCCAGUGCUCAUAGAAGGCCAUCUUCAAGAAUGACGCUUGUUACAAGCACCAGCUCCCACACAGCCCCAAAAAGAAGAGUUGGUGCUCAAGAAGAGCCAUUUCUGUUGGUGAGGCAAAAAAACCCAAAUAAGAGGAGCAACUAAUCGAAGAAGACACUAUUAGAUGUAGAGGAUACAAAUACCCUUUUUGUGGUUCAUGUUAAUAGAAUUGGGGUAUGUUUUAGUUUCAAUAGGGUAGAAUCGAAGUCUGAAGCAAGAAGACCAGCAAGUACCUCCACAAACUAAAUGUUGAUAUGGGUAAAAUUGUCCAAUUAGUCGCAUGUCUUAUGUUUAGGGCCUGUUUGAUAACUAGAAGGUAAAUAUUCCUUGAAGUUGGAAAUUCUUUUUUGUUGGGAAGAAAGAAGUUAGUGUAAGAAGUUCUGGGUUUCUGUGUUUGAUAACCUGUUGGAAUGUUAAAGAAGUUCUAAGCACCUGAGUUUGAUAACCUGCUAGAUGAUUGGGAAAUUCUAGGUAUUAGUGUUUGAUUAGCUAUUGGAGUUUAGAACAAGUUACAAGUAAGAUGUGAAAUCUUAAUGAAGUACGUUUGAUUGAGAGAGAGAGAGAGAGAGAGAGAGAGAGAGAGAGUAGUUAGUGAG